Cryptococcus amylolentus CBS 6039 is the source of this 11228-nucleotide messenger RNA. RefSeq lists its product as hypothetical. Gene Ontology annotation, cellular component: nuclear replication fork. The coding region runs from base 27 to 11228 and encodes 3733 amino acids. The transcript has 19 exons. Gene Ontology annotation, molecular function: chromatin binding; protein binding. The record is from RefSeq and is a predicted model, not a curated record. Gene Ontology annotation, biological process: DNA-templated DNA replication; DNA repair; mitotic cell cycle. NCBI's taxonomy places the organism in Eukaryota, Fungi, Basidiomycota, Tremellomycetes, Tremellales, Cryptococcaceae.
CAAACACAUCGCACGGCUGUAUCACAAUGGCUGAGCCAUCCCCCGACGCCAUCAAAACCAACAACAGUCACCUGGGAGGUAUCACACGCCUCUGCUUCUCCCGGGACGGCGCCACCAUCUUUACCGCAGGUAGUGAUUGUCUUGUUCGGAUUCACCAGGCAGACAAUCCAGAAAGUGAACCUGGGUUCCAUGAUGAUCAUCACGAAGACGUGACCUGUUUAGCCAGCUCUUCCGAUCAAUUGAUCACCGGAUCGGUAGACAAUAUCGUGAGACACUACUCUUAUCCUCAAAACGAGUUUCUAGGGUUUGUCACGCGCUCGUCAGGGGUACCCAUUAGGUUCUUGGAUGUCGACAAGGCGGGGGAGAGAGUGGCGGUUUGUAGCGAUGAUAUGGUGGUGAAGGUAGUCGACCUCAAGGAUACCUCGAUCUGGUCUCAGGUAUCUGAUAACAACAAGCCCGUACGGUCGGCCACUUGGGAUCCUCUGGGCAAAUAUCUUACAACCAUAUGUUGCGAUGGAAAGCUUAAGAUCUACGAUACCACAGGUUCUACCGCUAUUUGUGUCAAGGUUUUCGAAGCUGUUGUCUACGCGAGUGAAUCCGACUCCAAGUCGUCUUGUUACGCGCAAUGGCAUCCUUCUGGGGCAUACUUUGCUGUGCCCACGCGCACUAAUGACAUUGCAAUCUACAAUCGAGAUUCUUGGACCAAGCAGUCGACUUUUGUCCCCGACGGUCCUAAAGCACUUAUAGGUGAACUUACCUGGUCCCCCAAUGGACGUUACUUGGCCGCCUCGGCUGCUGCCAAUAUUUACGUCUUCUCCACCGACACACGUCAACCUGUCGCCGCGUACACCUGCCCCAAGGGUGCUAUCUCCGCCCUUGCCUUCUCUCCCAUCUCAAAUCUCCUUGCUUUCACCUCUCUCGAUGGUUCCUUCCACCGUUGGUCUGAUCCAAUCUCCAGCGAUCUUGCCGAUCCCGUGUCAGACGAUGAGGCGAGGCAAAAGAAAUUUGAACAGUUGUUGGACGAUGAAUUCGGAGACGAUGAUGGAGAGAUUCAAGAAAAAGGGGAGGAUUUGGGGGACGACGAGCUUUUCGGGGACGAUGCGUGGAUCGUGGAUGAUGAUGGUAAAUAUACAGGGUAUGGCAAAGAUGAGGAGGACAAGCCAAAGGGGAGAACCGCGGUGGGUAUCUCCAGAGCCCAGGAGGCUUUUGAGCCAGGAAGCACGUCCUUCAGAAACAAAAAGCGUUACCUCGCGUUCAACAUGAUCGGUGUGAUCGACGUCACAGACCAAGAAACUCAUAACGUCGUCAACGUCGAGUUCCACGACAGGUCUGCGCGCCGCGGCUACCACUUCCAAGACCACCACAAGUACACGCUCGCCUCUCUCGGAGAACAGGGUAUCGUCUACGCCUGUGAAUCCGAGGACGAACAGCCUUCCAUCAUCUACUACCGUCCUUACGACUCGUGGACUACUCAGGCAGAUUGGCAAAUAGACCUCUCACCUGGAGAGAACGCGGUCUGCGUUGCUGCGGGGGGUGGGCCAAGUUCCGAGCAGUGGAUGGGAAGCGUGGUUGUCGCGACGAGUAAAGGAUUUGUGCGCUUCUUCACUGCUAGUGGGGUGCAGAGGUAUCUGUGGAGCUUGGGAGAGGAUAUCAUCACGAUGGCCGCAGGGAGGGGAGAGGUUGUGGUAGUCCAUCGGGAAGGGCCAGCGGUGGAUGGCUGUCAGAAUCUGAGGUAUACGUUGCUUGACUUGGAUACGUUCGAUAUCAUCCAGGAGGGCAAGAUCCCAUUACCACGGAAGAUUGAGCUCGACUGGAUUGGAUUCACGUCUGAAGGAGUUCCUGCAAUCUAUGAUUCUGCUGGUCUUCUUUCCGUCCUCGAUCGUCAUCGCCGUCCUGGCCAAGCCCGCUGGGUACCUUUGCUCGACACCACGUCUCUCGCCAAAGACGGCAGGAAAGAAGCUUACUGGCCCGUGGGCGUGUCCCAGACGCACAUGUCUUGUAUCAUUCUCAAGGGUUUGGAAGUGGAGCCCUGGUUCCCGAGACCACUUUUGCAAGAGAUUGAACUGCGCAUGCCGAUGCUCAAUAUGAUAGAGCAGCAAGGCAAGUCUGAAGAAAGUCUCGCUCGAGGCUCUCUUACCCUGUCCAACCUUUCCCCGAUCGAUCCCGAGGCUUCCUACACUAAAAAGGAGACCGAAGUCGCCCUCGACAAAGAGAUUCUCCAGCUCAUUCAGGGUGCUUGCAAAGCCGACAAGCUCCAGCGCGCCCUCGAUCUCGCUCGUCUCGUAUAUCAGCCAGAGUCCGUGAAGGCCGCUUCCACCAUCGCUGCCUUCUACCACCUACCUGGUCUCAAAGACCGGAUCCUCAACGUUCGAGGUGAGAAGGAGAAAAAGGGCAAGGAGAGGAAGUUGAAGGAGAAAGAGAUGGAAAGGGCGAGGGGAAAGGACUACACUGGGGUUAGCCAGAAGGCGACGAUGCCGGAGGCGUCGAGCAGUAGACAAUUCCAGGACUUUGCACCUAGGUCGAGGAGGGCAGUUGGAUCUUCCGUCAAUCGAGACUCAACACCGGCGUCGAGCAACCCAGUGUAUGUCCCCGAGACGCCCGGGGAAGAUGUGGAAAUGGAAGAUGUGGAUUUCGGCAGAGAGAGAGGCGGGAGUCCUGCAAUCGAAAAGAGGAAGAGGGACAAGGAAUUUGAAGAGUUUGGUGUUCCAAGUAAAAAGCGAGGGUCCGAGUUUCCAUUCGCGAAGCCUGCUGCUGUCCCUGCCAAAAAUCCGUUCGCCAAAAAGCCAGCUGGCUCCAAUCCGUUUGCCAAGUCUUCUGGGGGCGCGACUCCGCUAGAUGGCAAGAAGAGCACGAGCUUCUUCGAUCGAGUUGACAAACUUGAGACUGAUGGAGUCCCUAAGACGAAAAAGACGAGUAAGAAGGAAAAGGCUGCCGAGGCUGCUGCGUCCGGCAGCAAGCAAACUUCCCUUUUUGCGGCUGGUAUCUCCAAAAAGUCCAAGAAGGCCGACCCCGAGACUCCAGUGGAGGAAGAGGAGGAGAGACAGGAGACGGAUAUUGGAGACGGCGCCGCGGAAACGUUCGUGGAAGACUCUGCCCAAGGGUCUCUGGAUCCGGUAGAAGAAGAGGAAGAAGAUGCGGAGGAAGUGGGCACACAAGUGGAUGAGACUCAGGCUCCCAAGAUCUCAAGUGCCCAUCUCAGGGCGUUUCAAGUCAAGAUGGCUAACCCUGAUACAGCAGCCCGAGAAGCGAUCACCAUUGUCUUGCCACUUCUUUUGCUUUUCGUGGCCUCGAUAUGGUUGUUCAAACGUGGAGGUAAGAAGAGCUCGGGAGAUUCGAAACCAAGAGGGGGAGGUAGGAGAGGGGAUGAUGAUGAUGGUGAUAAUGGAGGGGGUGGAGGGGGUGGGCGAAGUCAUGAUCUCGGAGGUGACGGAGCUUUGCGUCCCAAUGGGGGCGGCGGAAGUGGUGGCGGGGGUGGAGAUGGCAAUGAUGGCGGAGGUGGUGAUGAUGCUGAUCGCAAGAGACGCCGCAAGGAUCAAGACAAGAAGGACAGGAAGGACAGGAAGGACAGGAAGGACAAAGAAGACCAGGAGAGAAGGGAGAAGGAUGCAGAACGCGAGAAACGAAGAGAGGAUAGGAAAAGGCAAAAGGCAAAAGAAGCUGAUGAACGUCAGGAGCAAGAAGAGAAGGCCCGCAAAGAGCAGGAGAAGGCUCGCAAAGAGCGGGAGAAGGCUCGCAAAGAGCAGGAGAAGGCUCACAAGAAAGCGGACGGGGAUCGUGCCAGGGAUAGGGGCAGGGGAAAUGGUGCAGAUGAAGGGCUUGGAUCGCGCGGCGCCAAUGGUAGUGAUGACAGCGACACUAACGAUGACGAUGGGAAUGAUCAAGAUGACAGAGGAGGGGUUCGCCGUCACGGACGCCACAAAUCUCCUGCUACUGGCAGCAGCUCUCCACUCACCUCGGCAGGGGAUGCUUCGGACGAUGCCUCAGCUCAAACUGGCGAUCACACAUCUUCAGAGAAGUCUUCCCGUGACUACCCUCCAAGAUCAACGCAAGAUUCUCCCUCUGACUCUCCCCUUUCUUCGUCUGAUUCCGAUCCCAGCAGCCCGCUCGAAUAUAACACUGGAGGUGGUGACGGAGGUGGCGGAGAUGACCCGCCUCCUCCGGGUUCACAAGGCAAGGUCCGGAACGUCUUCAAGAUUGCUGACGAUGUAAGUCUCGCUGUCAAUAGCCGAGGCGGCCAAAGGUAUCGCGUACGAACCAAUAGUCAGUCAGAUGGAAGCGACUUUGACGACGCUCCAGGUGGCCGGGGGUGGCCAGGAGGAAGAGGUGAUGGUGGCGGUGGCGGUGGUGCCAUCAGGAUACCUCGAGUACCUCCUUACACCACUAUGGGCCCAGCCACACCUAUGACUCCAGGAGGUGCUCAAUUCAAUGACUUGCCUCCUCAAACACCGGCGCCCUUCCAUCACACUCAACGUAUACCGGGCACCCCUAACACUGCUCGCACACCUGCGUCUCCUUUAUCAGCAUUGCCACCUGUGACAGCAGCUCUGCAGCAUGGUUAUCCUGCUCUGAUAAACGACGAGGGUGUUGACCCUUGGGCAUAUCGAUCAGCUGCACCCGGUAAGAGCAGCUUUACUCCAAGUGAUCUGGAUCCUCUGGUCACCAAGGAAGCACAUCGUCAGCCCAGGACGUUAUCCGACAUACUGGGUGUCCCGGGCCUCGAAGGAAGCUUGGGUCCGGGCUUGGAUCCAGGCAACAAGUUCUGGCCUACCAUGUUUGGGGACCUCGGACGACGUACUGAAAACGACAGUCGAGGCGGGUCCAGCGCCAGCCCGGUAAUGGAGCGCACUGGAGUUUGGGGAGAGGCCCCACUGAGCCCGAUAGAUUUGCAGCCUAUUCACAUCCAAAAUUCCGGAGGAGAUGGUGAUGAUAACCGGCCGGCCAUACAGCUUUCCCCCCUUAAACCUCCCAAAUCGUCUUUCAGUGAGAGAGAAAAGACCAAGAAAAAAGAGAAAAGACGUCGAUCAGAAAGGUCUCAAGCCCCUACAAGCGCAAGCAAAGUACGAUUUGGCGAUGUCGGCUCGCGCCCUAUCACUCCCGAAAUCGAGGAGAUCCCUGAGACUUCCAGUGCCAACAUUGAGAAAAAGGUCUCUGGUGAAGAUGCCGUCAAGGACGAUGAGGCAGAAAAGGUGCACAAGGACAAGGAGAACGAGAAAAGGGACAAGGAGAAAGAGAAAAAGGACAAGGAGAAAGAGAAAAAGGACAAGGAGAAAGAGAAAAAGGACAAGGACAACAAGGAUAAGAACAAGGAUAAGAACAAGGAUAAGAACAAGCGUCAGACCGAGACGAAAACAGAUAAAGAGGACGGUGAACCAAAUAAAGAGAAGCAGAUCCGAAAAGAGAAGGCUAAGAAAUCCAAAGAGGAAGACACGGAAGAAGAGGGGGAGGAGGAGGAGGAGGAAGUCGCAACCGAAAAUGACAAGAAGAAGGUGGAUAAGAAGAAGAAGGAUAAGAAGAAGAAGAAAGAGAAGGACAACAAAAGCAGUGAUCAAGAGACCGAGCAAGAACCAGAAAAGGACGGAGAGACAAAGAAGGAUAAGAAAAAGAAGCUCGAAGAGGUUGAGGUCUUGGUGAAGGACCCAGAGACGGGAGAAAUCAAGAAACAGAAAGUCAUCAAAGAGGUCGAAUCCAAGGAAGAGGGCCCCAGAAAGGUCAAAGAUGCCGGUAAAAAGAAGAAGACCAAAGGCGACAAGGAAAAGGAGGUAACGGAGUCAGCAGAGGAGGAUGCCGUGAAGGAGAAAAAGAAGAAGAAGAAGAAGAACGGUAAAUCGGGGGAGGAGGAAGAGGAAGAAGAGGAAGGAGUUGAAAAGGCGAGAAAAAAGAAAAAGAAGAGCGAUAAGGGCGGGGAUGAGGAUGAGGAGGAUCGAGAAGGCACAAAAACAAAGAAGAAAAAGAAAAAGACACAAGAAGAGGCUCAACCAGACAGCGACGAGGAGAGCGUGAAAGGUAAAGAAGGCCCCGGAAAGAAGAAGAAGGCCUCUGAGAAACAAAAGGAACGCACCAAAAAUGAUGUGGUCAGCGACCAGGACGAAGAGGACGAAGAAGCCGUAUACCAGAGAUACACCGACAAGAAUGGCAAGCAAAGGCUUCGUAAAGUUCCCGUCGAUGCCCAAAAGAAGCAGAAGAAGCAGCGGCAGCAGAUGGCGGACGCAGGCCAGUAUGAGGAGGACGAAGACGGCGAGCAAGAAAUCUACUAUGAUCGCCAGGGCGCGCCUAUCAGACAGCGCAACAGCAAGCAACAGCGACAAAGGCAACAAGGCCAGUCCGACGAAGCUGAUAACACUGUACCAAUCGAGCUGCAAAUGGCCGAUCAAGGCGGAUCAGUGGCACGACAACGAGGAGCUCAAGGUAAUCAGCAGCAACAGCCUCUUGGUGAUCUUGACGAUGACUUGUCUCAGAACCUUUCUCUCGAAGAGCGACGUAUUAUUGCCGAACAGAGAGGCAGAAAGUUGGGGAACAACAAGAUCCCUAACCAUACCCGGACCGAUGGAGUCGACAAUGAUGUUUCACGCGGGGAAGACGAGGGAGAGGAGGGUACGGAUAAUGCGUCGCUGAAAGACAAAUUGCGUAAUAAAUGGGACAAGACAAAGAUGGGAGAAGCAGAGGAGCCUGCCGGAAAAGUGGAUACCAAGUCUGAACAACCAAGCACAAGCUCUGAUGGAACCCCUCUUGUGGAAGAAGAUCCCACAGCAAGGAGCGAACACCGACAGCCCAAAGGUCCAAAGGGACGAGUAUCCGAUCCCGAAGAUGUCGCGCAUGAGGCCGAUAAAGGCGACAAGGAUCAAGACAAAGAUCGUGAGCAGAAGCAAAAGCAGGAAGACGAAAAGAAGAAGGCAGAUGAGGAUGAGGCUGCUACAAAAGAGAAGGAACGCUUAGCAAAGCUCGCUGAAACUCGCCGUAAUCUUAUGGGUCAAGUACCUGGACAAAACAGUGGCUUACCUCCACUGCGAGAGAAAGCAUCAGCGCCUUCAGACAAAAGUCUAGCGCAGUUGCGAGCCAACCGGGAGAAUGUCAGACAAGGUCCCAAAAGGCUUAAAGAUGAGAUCAGCCACAACGAAGGCAAGCAGAAAGAGAACGAAACUCAAAAAGAGGUAAAAGAGGGUGAAGAGCAAACUGGUCCCAAGGGCGAUGAACGUAUCAAGCCUACCAAUCCGCAAGACGCAGCGCGACAAGGGGCAAAAGACAUUGAAGAGCGUUUCCGACGUGAGAGGGAGGAUGCAGGGAAUGCACCCGACACGUCCAAGAGCCCGCAGGAUGGAGCUAGAACAGAGACAAAGCAUGAAGAGCAAGACCGGCAAGAGCGCCAGCAAGAGCAAACACCGCCAGGUCAGGAGUCUGUGCUUUUUGGACAUGAGCAACGUACCUCGGAGACGCCAUUGAAACCGGACAACAUUGAAGAACCUCAGUCGCCUGCUGUAGCAGCUCAAUCCAUCAGUGAUCCAAAGGCAAUCGAUCGGGGUGCAGCCAGCGAGCAGACACCUGGAAGCAACAGUGACGGAGCAACUAUACAGUCCGAUUCUGAGAAGAGGGCAGCUGCUGCAUUGAAGAGAAAAGAGACUGCCGAGAAGGAGCGCAAGAAGAAGGAGUUAGAAGGGCGCCAGCGUGAGAAGGAAGGACGUUCUUCAGAGGCAGAUGAUGACGUGGCUCGAACCCUUCCUCCUGUCUCCGGAGAUGAAUCCUCCGUAAAGACCGGGGACGAGUCACAAGACCUCGUACACACCCAGCCUUCCUCACGUGGAUAUCAGGACUCCCAAAGCCUGCCCCGCCCAGUCAGAUCUGACAAGACACUUGAAGGGAACAACGGAGUAACAGACAUGCAGACGGUGGACACCCGCCCCCGACAAGAACCCCAUCACAACGAGACUGAAUCCAAUGCCGUUCGAGAAAUGCUCGACCUUUCGCAAUUGAACGAUCGAGAAAUAGAAGUAUACGAGCGUGAUGGCACUCUGCCAGCAGCUGUACAGUCUGAGCGUAAGGAGAACGUCAGCUCUGAACUCGUGUCACAGCGUCGAGGCGGGCGAGGUCGUAAAGAUCCAGCUCUCGACGAAGAAGUGCAUGAUGAUCAAUCCCGUGAAAAUGAAUCUACCAAUCUUGUUCGGCAAGGCGAUUCGCGAGUCCGAAGAGAGAGAUCCACACAGUCCGAGGUCCCGUUGGAUGGAGUAGAGACGGAUCUCGCCAGCUCGCAGCUCGUCCUUGGUAACGCGCAGAGGUCAGGCCACGAGCAAGGAGCGAGCGAUAGUGCGCUGACAUCCGGAUCUCGUCAUCUUGGGCGGGAGGAUAUUGAUAGACGAAAAGAGGCGAUAGACUUGUCUGAAUUGAAUGAUGACGAGAUUGAGGAAUGGGAGCGAAGUGGUAACUUGCCUCUUGCCACAAAAGAAGGAUCCCAGAGACCUCCAGAGCCCCAAGAGAUCGUUAAAACAAGACGAAAUGAGCAGAGAGGAGAAGGGGCGCCUGCAUUAGAUGAGGUGUCUUUCGAGGUGCGCGGCGAACGUCGAACGGAUCCGGAUGGUGAAAGGGACUCGACUCCCCCUGCAAGACAACAUCCUACCCUACCUCCGAUAGCCUCCAAGUCGGCUGUCGAUGAAGGUAUCGCCUCUCCACCUUUGAGCGGAGCCACUCUGGUCGUAGACUCCUCAGACGAAGAAGCGUCUGGGCCAAGGCAGACAGAAGCCCAAAGACGAAACAUCAAGAAUAUGGAGAUCGAACAGACUGUGGCUCUCAAGAAUGCCGUCGCUGACAAUCCCGAGCUCAUGAAAAAUGCAAUGGCAGAAAACGCAAAGAAGAAGGAAAUGGCGGGAAUGGGGAGCGACGAGAGAAAGAAGGUAAAGAAGACAAGGGGCACCAGCGACAUUGUGACUAGUGAUGAGGAGGAAUUGAGAAACGUCCCCAUUCGAAGACCAUUGGAAAACCGGCGGGGACCUGAACCGACUGGCGAUAGCGAGACUGAAGUCGAGGAAACAGAGAGGGACAUUUGCUGGCAAGCCCAGAAUAAUCAAGAGACGAAAGGGCACAACCCCCGAGAUUCGGGCUACGAUUCCCCCGGAAGGAAUUACAGCGACAAUGAUACGGAUUCGAUGCAUUUCGAGGGCCAGGUGGCAACACCCCCACCACUUUUGCCGCCUCGCCGACAGCAGCCGGACAAAAAUCAUCGACAGGAUCAUUCAAAGGCCCCAGAGGCACCCAGAGCCGAAUCUCCGGUCGAAGAUGUUUCUUCGGAAGAAGAGGAGUAUGUCGACGACCCGAAUAAGACACCAGCAGAGAAUGCUCGAGAAACCUGGCGGAGUAAGGCCGAUGCUGACAGAAAGAAGAAGGAGCGUCAGCAAAGGAAGAUCCAGGAAGAGGCAGACGGUCAACGCACAAAGCGAGACCAAGCUGUGGUGGAUGAUGACAGUUCCGUUUAUGAGAAACAAGAAGCUCCUCAAUCAUCCCAGCCAGAAGAAGCUUCGAGAAAAAGGAAUGAACAACGAGAUGGCCGACCUGGAGAUGGCGAGAUCUCUCCACUCUCCCCCGAUGACGAAGCUUGGGUCAAUGAUCGCGCCAAACGGCGUGAAAGGGGCGAGAACGUACCUGAAGCUGAAGAGGUUUCCGAUAUCGAAGAAGGGACCCAGCCUCGAUCAGAUCAGUCACAGCGCCAGCAAAGGCCAGAAAGACCCGAGGACGACGCACCCUUGCCCGGUACCGGCUCUGAAAAAGACAAGAAGGGCAGAAAAGAGCGUAUGCGGUUUGGGCAUGAAGAUCGCAAGAAGCAGGGAGAAGCACAAGAGGAGAUCGAAGAGGUGCACAAAGCGACGCGGGAAGAGAGAAGGAGGCAGACGCAGGAAGAGAGGGGGAGAAGACGCGAGGCCGCGGAGGGAAGGCAGCAGAGGGCCGAGAAGGAUGCCAGAGAAAGACUGUCACAGGAAAGACAAGGGCGAAAGGUGCGGGAGACAGAUGCUGACGACGGGGAUAAGUCGAGGAAGGGUCGACGUCAGGCGGCCGAUGGAGAUUCUGAAGAAUCGACCGUCAGCAGCUAUACCAAGCGCAACAUCUCCGUCAACCCUUUCACAUACCUCCGGUCUACCUGGUAUCUUCUCAAAGCCGCUCCGAUAUGGUCCCUUUUGACUACGGGAAUCCUGGUACUAUACAUUGAGAUUACUCGUCAACUCUACGAGAUGCUUUCGGUCUCGUCAGGAAGUACCUCACUCACCAAGAGGGCCUCGUCUGACGUUCCCGCCGACCUCGCCUUCACUCAAAGUUGGUUCUCAGACUUGGUCAGCAAUCUCUCUUUCGACCCAACAGCCUUUUUUGCUUUUAUCAGUAUGUGGAGUAUCCUGUGCUUGCCCAUCCUUGGGCUCUUGAUUCACAAGACGAUAUCUGUUGCUGAGAACCCGCGCCCCAAGAACCCUGACGCUUGGUGGCGAAACCCCUUCACAUCAACGGGUAAACUCUGGCAGGGGUUCAAAGUCUGUUGCCAAUCCAGUACCCGAGCCGUCUUGUUGGACCGACACCUUUCUGGCCCCAGACGAUUUAUGGGGCGGGCGGGAAGGUGGACCUGGCUCCGAAUCCUCAUCUUUUCUAUUCAGUUGGCAGGUUUUGUCCUGAUCAUCCGCCAAGCCAUGAGCCUUGCAUACAUGGUCGGCACCGGAGGCUCGGAAUCGUUCUCUACGCUCCCUGAUGUGGCGUCUUCAGAAAAGUCGAUCGCGGACGUGGCGUCGAGUCUUGACGAUCAAGGCGCCUUUGCUAUCCUCAAUUUCGUCUUUUUCCUCUUGCUCCUCGUUCUUGCCGCUUCUUGGUACGCCCUCCUCCAUGCGGGAUCCCGCCUUCCCCGUCGUGGUCAGACAACAGACGAAAAGCAGGGCUUCGACGGUAGCAAGAAGUCACGCUGGCGUCUUCCAGGCGUCCGUACGUCUCUGAAAUGGUUGGCCAUCAUGAUCAUCCUUAUUGCGGUGAUCGUCUCUCUCCUCUUCUUCCAGAACAUUGCGUCUUACAUUGCUGGAGAAGACGGCGCAUCGGAUGCUAGCAGCGAGGUGGUCAUGUUGGGAGCGAAUAUGAUAUUUUUCGUGUUGAUGGGAGCGAUGGGAUAUGUGGUGUUUGAGCUGGAGAAGGUGUGGAGGAAGCAUCUGAAGGGACGUUUGGGUGGAGGUUGUAAUGGCAGCGGGUGCUGGGGCUGCGGAUCUGAUGUUUCUGUAUAA